AUGCAUAAGAAGCAGCAUUCAAUUAAAGCAAAUGGCUCCCAGCAGCAAAUAAGUACCGGUGGAUACGGUGCGGUGCCCGGGACGGCUAGCGAGUGUGAAAAACAGCUUGAUGCGGCCAUCUUCCGUGGUCUGCACGCGCUCACCAAACGCCACGAACCGUCGGACGAUUUUCGGGGCGUCUUUGUCCGUGGUGCGUUCCUGAAACCCAACACCAAGGCCUUCAUCCAGGUGCUUCACUUUCUGCUGAACGUGUACGAUGCGCGCGAGUUCAAGAAACGUUUCAUCUGGCCGAUCUACGACAAGAGCAUCGAAAAUGCGUUCCGCUCCACGACGGUUACGUACGUGAACCAGCUCAUCGAGUCCGGAAAACUAACCGGAAUGGGAAAGAUCAAAGCCCAUGUCGUCGUGCUGCCGGGUGGGGUCAAGUUCAUGAAGUUUCUGCUCGGACUGACGCGAUUCGUAUUGCAGGAGGAACUUGCCCGAGUCCGUCCGGCGACCCCCGCUUACCAACCGCUCUCGCGAGGUCACCUGGCAGAUUUGGCGGAAAAACACAAGCGCCUGUCUGAAAUGCGGGAUCGUCUUGGAGCGAUCAUGCAGGAGGAGGUGAAGAGCUUAUACCAAAGUACCGGUCAGAUCCGAGCUCUGGUAGCGGACAUCCUGAGUAAAAGUGCGGCGGCGCAAGCGAUAAGCUUCGAAGAGCUGAUGGGUGCUUGGAUUGAUUUGAUCGAAAACCAGCGGCAGGAACAGGAGCAUAAGCGUGAUCGUGUAUUUAACGUAGCACGCCAGAUCGACAAGCUCACUCAGCAAGCGACCCGUCUGCUCAAAGAGAACGAACACGGUUUAUCGUUUAGCAAGGAGCAACUGAAGGACGUGCUUACGAAAUUGCAGCUGAAUCGACCAAGUUCGCUCUCGGAGCCAGUUAGCCACACCUCGGCUCUCGAGGUGUUCGACGAAAAGGACAAAGUGAACCCCGUCAAACUGUUCGAGUACUUUGGUAACCUGUUGCCAGAGAUUGAAUCAUGCUUUGCAAGCUUCUCUUCCAAGGAUCACUCAACGGUAGAUUUCGAGUAUAAGGAGCUAUCCCGCGUAACGCUUCGGAUGACGGAGGUGCGCCAGGAAAUCGACUAUCUAUCCCGUACGCUACCUUGCUUGAGGUACAACCUUAAUGUUGCCGCUGGUGAACCGCAAUCGCAACAAGAGAGCAGCCCAGAAACUAUGAUCGACAACUAUACGAUCAAAAGCAAACUGUUCUGCACCCCACCGAUAGCGAUGAACUUCGAAGGAACAGGUGACCAGCGAGCACUGGGAACGGCCGGUAGGGGGAUUGUUCGCCUGGCGCUGCUGGAUAAGGACGAAGUGCAUGCAAUGAACGCCCGCCUUAAACUACUCUCGACCAGCAUUCACCCAUCCAUUCGCAGUCCAAGACGUGCUGCUGCAGGUGCAACUAUAUCGCAUUUGGCCACCGGUUCCUCCGUUAGCACUCAAAUGGAGGAUGCCAGCAAUACGCUUAAAGUAUUCGCUGUACCCGCUCGAACCCUGCGCAAAGAGAAGCUCGAUCCACUUACCAUGCUAAAUCGCAUCAAGGCUCAGAGCCACAAGCAGCAACAGGAUGUAGCAACGGGCGCUGCCAACAGCUCAAUAAUGAACUUCUCUACCAUUAGCGACAUGACGCUACGGCCUGAGUUCUCAUCGACAAUGCUGGGCACACCGGAGAAGGCCUCAUCGAAACCGCCAUCGAACAAGGUUGGCAAGCAGUCGCAACCGUUCGGUGUCUCUUCACCGGGCACCAACCUACCGGGUGGCAGUCCACGAUUGCGCGCCUUGUAUGCAGGAUCGACCACACCGAAAUCUGCCCUUACGUCUCGCUUUCUCAUGAGUGGUCUUGCUCCAGGAGCAAGACGAAGCCAUGACGGUAGUAGCGUUGCCGGUGCCCACAUACCCGCUACUAGCAUCAAGCAACGUAGUUCGCUCAUCGUUCACGAAACGAUUCAAACAUCUCCAUCCGGUCGCCUGGGCUCCAUUGUAGGGCAGGGCGAACCAUUACCAACAACACCGGCAAAUAUCCUCAUCACAGUGACGGAUGUAAUUGAUCUAACAAUCGAUGGUAGCGACACGGAAGAUGAACAAACGCUCAGUCCUGAGAACGGUGGCCAGCUGGUCGAUUUGUCGCAUACGCUUCUUGCUAAUACUGCAAUUGAGCAGCGACCUGCCGAAGGGCAGGAACCUGGAGUCCGGAGCCAAGAUGUGCUUCAAAUGCUCAUGAAAACCGACCCACAAAUGUCUCAAGAAGUUGAUCUCUUCAACGUAAGCGAUGGUAUUGUCACCGAUUUUGAGUAA
Molecule: messenger RNA, 2337 nt
Organism: Anopheles darlingi
Lineage: Eukaryota; Metazoa; Arthropoda; Insecta; Diptera; Culicidae
Gene: dgt6
Product: augmin complex subunit dgt6
Exons: 2
Coding region: 1-2337 (778 amino acids)
Biological process (GO): spindle assembly
Cellular component (GO): HAUS complex; mitotic spindle microtubule
Molecular function (GO): microtubule binding
Source: RefSeq, a predicted model, not a curated record